AUGGCGGUCGCCGACGGCGUGCGCUCCUGCCUUGGGCGGAGCAUGAGCUGUGUCUGGCAGAGUAUGUCAUCCGCGCCGCCCGGUCCGUUUCCCCUGUCCGCCAUGCUCGCGGUGGGCAUCGCCAUCGCCGGAGUCGCCGUUGCCAGCGUUGCCGUGGACGACGCAAAUGAGCUCCUGGGCAAGGGCAACAUGGUGAGCGUCAUCGCCAUCGUGUCGAUGGCGGUCGUGAUGGUCACCCCGUUGCUCGUUGCUGUCUACGGCCUCUACUGCCGCUGCAUCUUCCUCCGCGACCUGCCCACCGAGGACGAGAAGCAAGAGGCGCGCGAGUCGCGUGGCCGGCUCGGCCGCGUCCUCUCGUGCACUCGCGGCUGCGCGUACAGCAUCGCCGUCUUCCUCCUCCACCUGCUGACGAUCGCCUCGCUCGCUAUCAGCGUAGCGCUCGUGCUCAUCAUGGGCACCGGCUUCAUCGUCUCGCUCGCGGGCGAUGAAGGCUGCUCGCAGGCGAAGCAGAAACCACAACCUGCGCCUGUGGAGCCGGUGCUGGAGACGCUGAAGGACUGCAACUUCACCAAGGAAUGCAACUUCACCGUCGCGGACGUCUGCGACACGCUCUACGACAACAACGUGACGGAUAUAACGGAGAACUGCAACGUCGUGGCCGGCGGACUCAAGGUCGCGGACGAAAUCCUCGGUACCUGGCCUUUCAACGUCAAGCGCGAGAUCUGCGUGCCGCUCUUCAACGGAAACGACACCGAGAUCCAGAGCUGGCUCGUCGCCAACGACGAACACGUCAACAUGACGGUCCAAGAGUACAAGACGUCCGUCGUCACUUCGGUCAUCGACGUGGCACAGAUGUCCGAUGUCUUGGUGAAAGUCGCCGACGACGUGGCGAUCCUCCUCCAGACCCUCAGGAUCAUCAAGACCAUCUCGAAGGUCGGAGAGCCAACAUGCAUCGACAUUCGCGACCUCUCUGGCCCGUUUGUCCUGCUGAUGGCGGCGGCGGCAAUCCUCAUACUCGCCGGCUCGAUCGCACGCACCGUGAUGGUGCGGUAUGACCGCUUCAUCUCGUUUUGGACACGAAACACGACGGGCUGCGCUCCCUUCGACUCGCUGAUCGGCCUCUCGAUCCUCGCGGACGAGAGGCAGGAAGAGAACAACCAGCGCUGGCUGGCCCGCUACCCGGAGGCCCGCGACCUCGCCUUCGACCUCGUGCCCGUCACCUUCGCCUUCUCCAUCCUCGUCGGCGCCUGCGUGGCGGUGGCCGUCUGCAUCACGCUGUACGGCGGAGGCACGCGCAAGCUGCUCAAGCAGGACCAGCCCUUCUGCCCGAGGUGCACCAAGCAGGGCGGCCGCUGCGGCCAGUGCUGCUCGCUGACGACGGCGCGCGAGGCGGUGGCCCGGUCGCUCCAAAUAGGCCUCUGCCUCGCCAUCAUCGUCAUGAUCAUAUCGUCGCUCGCCCUCGCCCUCGCCUUCGGCGGCAGCCUCACCGGCGGCGCCGCGAUGACGGGCAGCGACGUCUUUCUGAACGUACUCGUGCCACCGCCGCUCAAAGAGUUUUACAACAAGGCUGCGAACGGCACCCUGACCAGCGCCGAGGUUUGCAACGCGUACGACACCAUCGUCGAGGGCGGGAGCGAUGCGGACGGUAUGAAGGGGUGCGCGACCACCACCUUCGUCAUCUCGAUGGUCCAGUACAUGGCGGAUCAGCCGCCGCUUGAUACGGGGCUGGACACGCAUAACUACACGCUCGACUGCAAGGCCGUGAAGAAGAUGCUCGACCAGGCCGACGUCGUGUGCACCAACCUGACGGCAGCCGCCGCCGGCCUCGCCUCGGACGCGGUCAAGACUGCCGGCUCGGACACCCUCCUCGAGACGUUCUUGGACGUGUACGUCCAAGCGGUCAAGGUGGCGCAGAAAAUCAGGGACAUCGGCGAGCGCGUCAAGUUGCUCAGCAACGACAUCAAGACGCCGUUCUUGUACAUGCUCGGCGGUGCCGUCGCGAUGGUCGUCGGCAUCGCGCUGGCGUACAUGGCGUACUCGCGCUACCGGAUGCUCGAGAAGGUGUACGAGACCAAGGCGAAGCGGCGCUCCUCGAUGCGGGGAUCCUCUGUCAAACCACGCCCAUCGGACGGGUACGGCGGCGCCGGCGUCGCCUACUCUGGUUGCGACGGCAUGUACAACCACCACGGACCCGCCCAGGUGAUCUGA
Messenger RNA from Emiliania huxleyi CCMP1516, 2208 nucleotides. RefSeq lists its product as hypothetical. The record is from RefSeq and is a predicted model, not a curated record. NCBI's taxonomy places the organism in Eukaryota, Haptophyta, Isochrysidales, Noelaerhabdaceae. The transcript is spliced from 7 exons. The coding region runs from base 1 to 2208 and encodes 735 amino acids.